Molecule: messenger RNA, 1070 nt
Organism: Osmerus eperlanus (European smelt)
Lineage: Eukaryota; Metazoa; Chordata; Actinopteri; Osmeriformes; Osmeridae
Product: troponin T, cardiac muscle isoforms-like
Exons: 11
Coding region: 226-789 (187 amino acids)
Biological process (GO): sarcomere organization; cardiac muscle contraction; regulation of muscle contraction
Cellular component (GO): troponin complex
Molecular function (GO): troponin C binding; troponin I binding; tropomyosin binding
Source: RefSeq, a predicted model, not a curated record
ACAGAGAGGGGAGGUAGAUGGAUGGUGGCGAUGUGGGUGAGUCACUAAUGGGCGUGUCUCUUUCCAGGGUCUCUGGAGGAAUUGCACCCUGCAGAUGCUGGGGAGGGGCUGGAGGAAGGAGAGGAUGCAAAGCCCAAAGCAAAACCAGGGUUCAUCCAGGGUCUGGUUCCACCCAAGAUCCCAGAUGGAGAUAAAGUGGACUUUGAUGACAUCCAUCGUAAGCGGAUGGAGAAGGACCUGACGGAGCUGCAGACUCUGAUCGAGGCUCACUUCGAGAGCAGGAAGAAGGAGGAAGAGGAGCUCAUCAGCCUCACCGACCGCAUCGACAAGCGGCGCUCAGAGAGAGCCGAGCAGGUGAGGAUCAGGACGGAGAGAGAGAGGGAGAGACAAAACAAGCUGGCGGAGGAGAAGGCGAGGAAGGAGGAUGAGGAAGCGAAGAAGAAAGCUGAAGAUGAUGCCAAGAAGAAGAAAGUUCUGACCAGCCUGAACUUCUCUGGGUACAAGACUGAGAAGAAGGGAGGGAUGAAAAAACAGACCGAGCGAGAGAAGAAGAGAAAGAUUCUGAGUGAUCGACGAAAGGAGUUGCAUGUCGAUCACCUGAAGGAGGACAAGCUCAGAGAGAAGGCCGGGGAUCUGUGGCAGUGGAUCCAUCAACUUGAAGCAGAGAAAUUUGAACUUCAGUACCAGCACACUCGUCAGAAAUAUGAAGUCACUGUGUUGAGAAAUCGAGUGAGCGAUCAUCAAAAGAACACCAAGGGCAGCAGAAGCAAGAGAGGUUUGAGGAAGUAGACAUGUUCAUCCUGGACCUGGACCUGGGCCUGGACCUGGGCCUGGAUCUUGGCCUGGGUCUGGGCCUGGGUCUGGGCCUGGGCCUGGGCCUGGGCCUGGGUCUGGGCCUGGGUCUGGGUCUGGGUCACCUCUUUCCAGAAGACCACUCAUCUGCAGCGCCUUCAACAGACAUGUACCUGACUGACAAAUGGAAUGUUUUUCUAAGGGAAUAUUAAUUAAGUACUUAAGCCUUAGACUUGGUUUGUUACUUAAAAAAAACCACUUAUCUUUGUUAUUAAAAC